CUCUGCUCUUCCUCGCAACAGCAGGGGUCUGCGAACACGUUCUCAGGUGUCGUCUCCCGCAUCGGUGCGCGGACUUGGCGAUGGCUGCAGAACGGAGACGGGGCAGUCCCGUAACCUACACCUAUCGGUCCCUCCGCGGAGUGUUCACGGCGGGUCUAAAGGGCUUCUACAACACCGUAGAGGUGUUCAAUGCGGAGGCGGUGCCGCCUCAAGGGGAGUGCACGAUUCUGUGCCCUAAUCAUGGCAACAGCCUCACGGACGCCAUCUCGGUGGUGAGCCAGUGCCCCCGCAUGGUCCGGCUAACGGCGAAGGACAAUCUUUGGAAGGAUCCGAUCUUUGGGUGGUGGGUGAGGAAUGUGGGGACCGUUCCCAUCCAGCGCCGGUCGGACCACGGCAAGAGCACCGACAACACGCAGGCGAUGGCCAAGCUCUACGAGGCCCUCCAGGGGGGCGACAUGGUCUGCGUCUUCCCCGAGGGGGUUAGCCGCUACCAGAGCGGCCUGGCCCCUCUCCGGCCCGGCGUCGGCCGUAUUAUCCUCGAGGUCCUGAAGCGCGAGCAUGAGGCCGGGAACGACGACUUCACCGCCCGGGUGGUCACCUGCGCCCUCACCUACCUCCACCGGGAGAAGUUUCGGUCGGACCUGGGGGUGGCCUUCGCCUGCCCGGUCAGCCUAAAGGCAUCCGAGUACCCCGGCCUGAUAGCGGGCCAGGGGGGGGAGUCUGCGGCCGUCGACAAGAUCAUGGAGCAAGUAGCUGACCAGCUCCGACAGGACCUGGUAACCUCUCCCGACUGGGACUCGCUUGUGGCCGGGCACGCGGCGAGGUGUCUCUACGCGCCCCUCGGGACCUGGAUUUCCCUGCACCAGACGGUGGCCCUCACACAGCGGUGGGUGAAGGUGCUGUCGGUAGUGACCGAGCAGGAGCGAGAAGAGAGGAACCUCACUCGGACGGCCUCGGAGCCGGACAUACACAUGCUCAGAGAUCGCGAGGCUACCGAUGCAGAGUGCGCAGAGAUUGGGCAGCUGAAGAGGGACCUCCUUGCUUACGACGCGGAGCAUAGGGGGCUGGGGCUGUCGGACCGGAGACUACGCAGGCCUCAGCCGUGGUGGCCUUCUCUGGUUGGGGGUGUGGCGGCUCGCGCGGUGUGGGCGUCGGGCCUGCUGCUGCUGGCCACGCCUGGUGUCAUCAUCCUCUCCCCGCUGUUUGGAUUAGGCAAAGCGCUCGAGGUCCGACUCUGGAUCAAGAGUUUCAGGAAGAAAAAAGUCCGUGACAUGGACGAGGUAGCCCAGUACAAGCUGGCCAUGUCUGUCUUCGUUGUUCCCGCUGUAGUCGCGCUCGGGGCCAUGGCUCUCACCAAGGGCCCGCUGGGGCUAAGGGCCGGGUUUAGCCUCCUCGUGUCCCCGGCCUGGCUCUGGAUGACGGUCCGCUGGCUGGAGGACGGCGUGGCCUGCCUCAACGCCUGCGUGGAGCUGUCGACGCUCCUGACCCGCAGGGGGCAGGUGGAGAAACUGCGUGACGUGCGCCGGGGGCUGGAAGCGAGGGUCAAGGCGACCGCGCAAGAGCACAGCCUCCCAUCCCCGGAGACCCUCAAGGCCGAAGCCCCCGCCCGCUACAAAACCCGCCGCUUCUGGAGGUACUUCAGCCCCAAGCGGAGGAGGAAGAUGGAGUGGGGAGAGGUCGUGCACAUGGGGCACGUGGGUUAUGACUACCCCAUAGCCGUGCAGGAGCAGCAGAACUUGGCCUACGGCAAGGGAGCGUCUCCGGAAGGAAGCGGGAGCGGGGCGACCGACACCACCCCCCCCUCCGUCAAGGACAAGGCGGCAUAG
Molecule: messenger RNA, 1826 nt
Organism: Ectocarpus siliculosus
Lineage: Eukaryota; Phaeophyceae; Ectocarpales; Ectocarpaceae
Source: the annotation of a GenBank genome assembly